AUUAUUAUUAUUAUUACUACUACUACUACCACUAUUAUUGUUAUUAUGCUUGAUCGACAUCCGUAGUAGCACAUCUCAAAUCAACAAAAGAUGAAAUUCUUCACCUGGGCAUAUUUUGUUGAAGUUUUUAUGGGUUUGGAUACACCAUUAGACGGUGGUAAACCAAUUCGUGGUGGUUUCUACAAAACUUCACAGACAUUUUCACCUUUAGCUGAAUUUAUGCAUGUCCCAUUGGAUCAAAUCAAUUAUGUUGUUAGUGGUGUAGUGAGUUUUGCACUGGGUCAAUUAAUGCGACAGUAUCUUUCACCUCAAAAGUGUUCACCACGAUUACGUGCACUUAUUGAAACUAUAUUUGGCCUAUUAUUAUUAUCAUUUUGUUUUGGAAGUCAAUUAAGAGUAUUACUAUUACAAUCAUUUAUUGCCUAUCUAUUCAUGGUGUGUUUACCGCAUAAUCGAUUUAUGGCUGUAUUAGUAACAGUAUGGUCAUUAUUCUAUAUGACCUUAGUGCAUAUCUGUCGUCUACAAUAUGAUUAUGGUGGGUAUACACUAGAUAUAUCUGGACCUGUUAUGGUACAAACUCAACGUCUAUCUAGUCUAGCCUUUAAUCUUGUCGAUGGUGCAAUAAUAUCACAUGAAAAGCAUACUACUAAUACUACUUCUACUACUCAUCCUGUAAAAUAUCAACAAAAUAAUUCUUCUAAUGAUUCUUCAUCACCCCCACCCUCACCAUCACCAGUUAUUGAUCAAUCACUGUCAUCGUCCAAUCGUAGACGAAACACAUUCACUACACUAGAUACAGUAACGCCUUCAUCAAAUACCGAUUUCAAUCCUAUGCAUCAUUAUCAUCAUACACCCAGUCAUUGUAAACUAUUGAAUGAAAAAAAGCCAUUCACAACAGUACAACAGCAACAGCAACAACAACAGCAAAUGCCUACAAGUCAUAGAAUGCACGCGGUUGACAAAACACCUGAUCCAAUAAUAUUUUUUGCCUAUAUGCUAUAUUUUCAUGGUGUCUGUGUUGGACCUUUCAUCUUUUUCUCUGAAUAUAUGGAAUAUCUUAAAGGGUAUAGUACUGGAAAAUUGCCUUCAAUUAAUAUGUAUUAUCUAGUGACUCUGUGCCUGCGUACAUUAGCUUCAGGCCUGUCAGCUGCCUACCUGUGUCCAUACUUUCCUUUCGAUUUUGUUCUAACUGAAGCAUUUGGAAAUUAUUCACUCCUCCAUCGAAUUUUCUACGUGACAAUUUCGUUAUUUCUAAUUCGACAAAAAUACUAUUUUGCCUGGGGAUUAGCUGAAGUCAAUGGAGUGGCUAUUGGUGUUGGAUAUACUGGCCAAUGUCCACGUACCGGUAGAACAUUGAAUCAUCAUGUGCGUAAUUUUAACUUUAUUCAAGUUGAAUCUGGUGUCGGUUUAAAAGAUGUUGUCGAUGCCUGGAAUAUAUCGACUACACGUUGGCUACGUGAAACAUUCUACGAUCGUCUUCCAACUGCUUAUCGUACAAUCCUUGUAUUUAUAAUCAGUGCUUUUUGGCACGGGUUUUAUCCUGGUUAUUACAUAAUGUUUUUGUCAUUCGCUCUAUUCACAACAGUUUCGCGUAUUUGGCGUCGACAUUGUCGUGUGUAUUUUCGUAAAACACCUCUAUCUAUACAUUUCUAUGAUAUUUUUACAAUGAUUAUUACUAAUUUCAUAAUUAAUUAUGGACAAGCACCAUUUCAUUUGCUAGAUUUCUAUGCAUCUGUAAAAUUUUUAAGCCUAUUCUACUUUAUACCUCAUCUAAUUGCCUUUAUUAUCUUGAUAGCUUAUUUUUUAAAGUCAUAUUUUAUAAAGUCAGCAGCAGGAGGAGGAGAAGUUGCAGAUGGUUCUGUCACUGCGACUGCGACUGCAACUGGGACCGGGACUGACAAUGGUGACGGCAGUGAUAAGCAUCAGAAAUUAUUACUGUCUAAUCAUGAUCGUAGUGUUGGAGGCUAUUGACUCACUGACUGACUGA
Trichobilharzia szidati is the source of this 1987-nucleotide messenger RNA. NCBI's taxonomy places the organism in Eukaryota, Metazoa, Platyhelminthes, Trematoda, Strigeidida, Schistosomatidae. The record is from the annotation of a GenBank genome assembly.